AUUCAGCUCCACGGCUGUAAUGGUGUCUUGGCUGCGCUUGAAGGGAGCUGAAAGCUGUAUUGUGGCCAUCAAACACGGAUUGUUUUGAGCACUUUGCAAGGAAGAGAUUUGUUUUUGACAGUCGGAUAACAUAACCUGCCAGUGAACUGUUUUUUUUUUCGCUGAAUGCGCCGCAUAGGAGACCUGUUGCUCGGCUGUCUCGCCGCCGCCGCCACUUAGUCAACCACUCUCAAAGAUGUUGCUUUGUGGAUGGGAUGGCCUCUGGUCCCGUUUGUGUGCGCACUCAUAGCCUCGUUGGAGUACGAACAUUUCUCUUUCAAGUGAUUUUGUAACUCUUCGCGACUGGGAAGAUGCAUGUGUCUCUGGCAGAAGCCCUGGAGGUGCGUGGGGGUCCGCUGCAGGAGGAGGAGGUCUGGGCAGUGCUCAGCCAGAGUGCUGAGAACCUCCAAGAACUCUUCCACAAAGACCCCACAGCCAUGGGCUUCAUCAUCUCUCCCUGGUCCCUCCUCCUCAUGCCCUCUGGAAACAUCUCAUUCACAGACGAAUAUGUCACCCAGCAGGACUUAAGAGCCUUCACCGCUCCAGAGGUCUUGGAGGGGCUGUCCCUGACUUCCAUCUCUGAUAUAGAGAAGAUGCACAUGUACUCUCUGGGGAUGACGCUGUUCUGGGGAGCGGACUAUGAGAUCCCCCAAAGUCAGCCUAUGAAGUUGGGGGAGCACCUGAACAGCCUGCUCCUCAACAUGUGUGAUGAUGUGACACUGAGUCGAAUGUCGCUGCGCACGGUGCUGGACAUCUGCAGCAAACACAUUAGAAACUCCAGUGGUGACCCUCCCUUCUCGUAUAUCAGGAAACUGGUCCGGUUGGUGCUGGGUAGCCUUUCCCAGCUGGACGGUCUGCUGACUGAUAGAGAGUCUCUUCCAGAGCGGAGUAAGGAGAUUCGGGAGAGGCUGAGAGGAAAGGGCUUGCCCUCAGGGAGGAGCGCCGCCCCCAGGGUUCUGGAGCGCUACAGAGCCAGGAGUCAGGAGCAGACGUCUCUGAACCGGGGCCUCAGCCGCUCCAUGGGCUCUCUGCCAAUCCAGGACCUUUUGAAGGGGGAUGAGGGGGCAGCCCAUCAGUAUUACCCGUCUGACUAUCACCCCAACUCUGACUCCCCUACAGAAUUCUACCCCAAACCCCCCUCACUCCAGCAGCAGCUGUCUUAUCCCUAUCUGCACCCCCUUCACCCGCAGCAAAAGGGCCGCCCUGUGGAACUGGACCGGAGGUCUUUAGCCUUCCACAGUGCGGAUCUGGCCCCUAGUCGGGCGAAGAAGAACUGGGCUUCCUCUGUGGACUUAGCCUGCAUUGACCCCGAGGCUCUUCGCUUUGGGGCUCUGGAGGAUGCGCGGAGGGGCAGCAGUAUCAUCAAUUCCCACUCCAUAGGCAGGCGUAAAUCCCCCCUGCGGGCAUCCAGAGAGAGGGAGUCUCGCUUUUCUGAGUUUAGUGGGCUGAAGAGCAGGAAGCCUCAUCACCAUUCGGCCCUGUCAGUAGGGUCCGGAAUCACCGGUGCAUACGACAGGAUAAAGGAGAGGCAGAGGAAGCUGCAGGUGCUCAGGCAGGCAGUGGAUGACCCAGUCCACACUCAUCAGAGGUACAACAGUGACUACAGCUCAUCCAGUGAAAGCCCCUCUGUGACCUCCUCUGAUCCAGACUACAGACAAGCUAAGAAACCAGGCGAUGUGAGGAGGUUUGGCUCGCAGCUGGCUCUUUCCUCUGAACAUGAUGCCCUGUCGCUGACGAGUCACAACAGGCACAGGCUGUAUGAGGGGGCGGCUGAUGAAGAUCUGUUCGGGGCGGAGCUGCUCCUCCAGAGGCAGGAGGAAGAGGUGCAGCGGCUCCAGGUCCACCUGGCCAACAGGCUCUCCAGGGCCAACCUCUACCCCGCAGAUGAUCCCCUGGCCCCAUCUCGCACUUCUAUGCUCGACCUUCGAGACCCCCUCCACUCCUCUUCUGUACUUCGCAAACCCAAGAACUUCCAUGGGCCUGAGUUUGUGAAGAUGGCCAGUGAGCCGUGUGUGGCCUUAUCUGUUCCCUCUUCAAUAAUGAAGCGUGGUAAGGUGGAGGAAGUGCAGAGGAAGGUGGGUGUAGUGCUGCUGAAUGGCCAAAAGCUGGAGCUGAGCUGUGACAUCAAGGCCGUUUGCAAAGACGUUCUUGACAUGGUGGUCGCUCACAUCGGGCUUGUGGAGCACAAUCUCUUCGGACUAGCAUACCUCAGAGAUGAGGAGUUUUUCUUCGUUGAACCUGAUGCCAAACUGACCAAGGUGGCACCAGAGGGAUGGAAGGAGGACCCUAAGAAGAAGAAAUCGGAUGUGCCUUUUAAUCUAUUCCUACGCAUCAAAUUCUUCAUUGAUGACGUCAACCUCAUACAGCAUGCUAUGACCAAACAUCAGUACUACCUACAGCUGAGGAAGGAUAUCUUGGAGGAGAGGAUGCGCUGUGACACAGAAAGUUCCAUGCUGUUGGCCUCACUGGCACUGCAGGCUGAAUUCAGUGACUACCAACCUGAGCUCCACGGGAAGACCUACUUCAGAACAGAGCACUACCUCCCAGUGUCUGUCCUGGAUAAAAUUGACCAGACGACCGUCAAGGAGGAGCUGCCCAAACUUCACAGCAACUACUACGGGGCAUCUGACUCUGAGGCAGAGUUUGAGUUUCUCAAGGUGAGCCAGAGGCUGACAGAGUAUGGGGUCCAUUUCCACCGGGUACUUCCUGAGAAGCGGUCCCAGACGGGCAUCAUGUUGGGGGUCUACUCCAAGGGGGUGCUGAUCUUUGAAGUGCUAAACGGAAAUCGGACCCCAGUGCUAAGGUUCCCCUGGAGGGACACUAAAAAGAUUUCCUUUAUAAAAAAGAAGAUUUGCCUGCAGAACACAUCCGAUGGGAUUAAGCACCUGUUUCAGACGGACAGCAACAAGACCGGUCAGUAUCUGCUCCAGCUCUGCUCCGACCAGCACAAGUUCCACCUGCAGAUGAAGGCUCGCCAAAACAACCAGGAGCUUCAGGACCUAGAGAACUGCCCCCUGAGCAGUCGGCAGUAUUCCCUUGACUCUCGAAGUGGAGACUCAGUGGGGAGGACGGUGAGCUCGGGCAGCCUGGCCCCCAGCUUAUCGACACGCUCCAACCCGGACCAACUGAAGAGGAUCUCCUACUCGGAGGUGGCCCUCCACAAGGCAACUUCUGGCUCCGUCCAAGAUGAGCUUCACUUUCCAGGUUUCAAUCCAGUGGCCUCCAUGGUCCUUUCCAAUCCGCGGAUAAUGAGUCGCUCCCACCACAACCUGGGACAGAUGCCAGAGUCUCCUGAGCACCGGAUGGCUACAUCGUAUGAAGGCCAGUCGCAGCCCAGGCUGAGUCAGGCACCGCCAAACCAAGCAGCCUCUCACUUCCAGCAGCACCAGAGAGCCAGCUCCGACACAGACUCCAUCUCGCACCAAGACAAAUCUUUGGGCACAGUGUCCCACAGCAGCCCGGUAUGGAGCGUCAGCAGGGCCAAAAAGGAAUCUGACUCUUCUUCCACAGAGGAUACUGGCCAAGCGUAUGUAGUUGGUGUCAGUAUGCACAGUUCCUCUGGACCACCCUCAACCCCAGCCUCUGUUAACGAUUCACUCAAGAAAAAGGUCAUAGCCUUGCCGUCUCCAGAGAGAGAAAUCACAACUGUAGACCUGAAGAAAGAUGUGAAAUAUGGCCUCGGGUUCCAGGUUGUCCGAGGGCAGAACUCUGGUCGCAUGGACCUUGGCACCAUCAUUAGCUCCAUCACUCCUGGAGGUCCCGCUGAUGUCAACGGCUGCCUCAAACCUGGUGACCGGCUGAUCUCAGUGAAUGAUGUGAAGCUAGAAGGCCUCUCUCACGACACUACCAUUGAAAUCCUUCAAAAUGCUCCAGAUGAUGUGACUCUAGUGGUGCUACAGCCCAAAGAGAGGCUCUACAAAGAGUCUCCUUCAGGCUACGUUCCCUACCCAGCCAAGUCUGCAUUGAAGGCACUCAACUCUGACCAGAGACGAGAACUAGACUUUGAUACAUCAUCAGAGGAGCAAGCGGGAACAGGAAGCCCCAGCCCUACUCUCCUUGGCGCUGGCACGCCCUCAUCCUCCUCCUCCCCGGUCCACCAGCACCCCAGCCUCAUCUCUCAGGACUCCAGGACCAGCAGUGCUGCUAAAGUCAGCCCACCCACAGUUGAUGUCCGGAAGUGCCUAGAAAGAAUUACAAAUGCUAGCACAGCUGCAACCUCUGCCACACUUCAGAGACCAGAACCUACCGUGGUUUUGGAUCCCACGCCACCGGCUCUGCCGCCCAAAACUAGAAAAGCUAAAGUGGCAGAAGCACCCAAAGUUUCCGAGCACUCUGACUGGGGGGAUUCGGACAUGGAUGAGGAGACUUUUUCCAGUAGUCAAGAGAAACUCAAAGUCAGAAAGGAAAACAUCAUGGAAAGUUUUAAUGGUAAUGCCCCAGGGGUCAAUAGUCUCCGUCCAGGAGAACUAUUUGAUGUUGAGCUGUCUAAAAAAGACAGCAGCCUGGGCAUAAGUGUCACGGGUGGAAUCAACACGACUGUUAGGCAUGGAGGCAUCUACGUCAAAGGCAUCAUACCGAAAGGAGCAGCUGAGCUCGACGGAAGAAUUAAGAAAGGUGAUCGUGUGAUGGCUGUCAAUGGUAAAAGUCUGGAGGGAGCCACUCAUCAGCAGGCAGUGGAGGCUCUGCGAGACACCGGGCAGACUGUGCACUUGUUGCUGGAGAAAGGUCAUCCGCCGGCAGACAGUGUCCAUGCUCCCCUCACUCCUCAGAGCACGCUACUAGCUGCCAACAGCGACCAGGAGCCGAACAUGAGCAAAAAGCAGAAACCGGAGUACAGCUUUGUUACAGAAGAGAAUGUGUUUGAGGUAUUACUGCUGAAGAACACGUCAGGACUGGGCUUCAGUUUCAGUCGAGAGGAGCACAUCCCUGAAGAAACCCCCGGCUCCAGCAUGGUGCGCGUUAAAAAGCUGUUUCCUGGCCAACCAGCUGCAGAGAGCGGCCGCAUCAACGUGGGCGACAUCAUCAUGCGGGUCAAUCAGACCCCCCUCAAAGGACUGUCACAACAUGAGGUGAUUUCAGCCUUGCGAGGGACAGGACAGGAGGUGACUUUGCUUCUUUGUAGACCGGAAUAUGGAGUUCUUCCUGAAAUGGACACUUCAGCGUUGUGUCCUAAGUCGUCACCCCAGAAAGAGCCUCUGACGCCGACAGAGCCGAGCCUGAGCCUCGACAGGGCGACCUCUCCUCCCGGGACACAGGGCCAGACGGGUCGAGUCUCCGUGGAGGACGCCCUGGAGAGGCUGCUGCUCAAAACCCCCGGCCGACAAAACAGCUACAGCGACAGCACUGAUGGGGAUGAAGAGGUGGAAGAAGCCUUCAACCCGAACUCUGUGGAGCAGAGCAGGCAAGCGUGGGAGCGGAGUGUCUACCACACCCCCAGCAGCAACCUGGGACUGGGACGCUACGACAGCACGGGUCAGCUGGACGACACCAUCAACUCAGCCUUCUACUCCCCAAACCUGUCCAUGACCAGAUCGGACCUCAGCAAGAGGUUUCCUUCUUCCCCUGUUACAGCUGAUUUAGAGACAUCCUCCCUUCAUAUGGGGUCCUCUCCUUCUGCUCCAAGCCCUGAUCCCCUGCCUCCUCCUCUGCCCUUGCCGUUAAACCUCACUGCGUCUGGCAACGGACAGGACAUGGAGGACUUUGUCGCGGAAGUAGAGCUAAAUGUCUCCCUGGUGAAGUCAGAAAAAGGCAGCCUGGGCUUCACCCUCACCAAAGGAAGUGAUCAUGGGUGUUACAUCCAUGACAUCGUCCAGGAUCCAGCCAAAGGAGAUGGCAGUCUCAAGCCCGGGGACCGCAUGAUUAUGGUAAACAACACAGAUGUGAGCAACAUGGGCCACACCGAGGUGGUCAAUCUUGUGCGCGCUGCUCCCCGUGUGGUUGACUUGGUGGUAGGGAGGGUCCUGGAGGCUCCCAAGCCCCCCAUAGAAGCCCACCUGCUGCCUGACAUUGGCUUUGAGGGCAGCCAAGAACCACUGGGUCUGGUACUGGACGGUGGCAGUGACAGUGUUUACGAUGUCUUGUUUGUGAGAGAGGUCCUGCCCGGCUCAAUGGCCUAUGAGGAGGGCACCCUGAGGCCGCUUGAUCUGAUCCACUACAUCAACGGUGCUCCCACACAGGAACUGACUCUCAAUGAGAGCACCAGACUGCUGGAGCUCUCCCUCAACGACCUCACACUGAAGGCCACAAGGGAUGGAAAGCCUGUUUCUCCCGAUCAGAAAAGUGUCUCUUUUCUUAACAACAACGUUGGCCCCGAGAUUUCAUCCAGCAUGAACGGUUUUCUUAAAGGAGAAGAUCCCAGAGAUACAGAGUGUCUUGCAACACUUUGUCCUUCAGAGGAGGAAAUCAUCAGGCUGGAUCUGGAGAAGCUGCAGUCAGGAGGUCUGGGCUUCUCGGUGAUUGGAGGGGAGAGAGGGAUUUUUGUCAAGUCCAUCACACCGGGAGGAAUAGCAGAGUCCUCGGGAAAACUGCAAGUGGGAGACAGGCUGCUGAAAGUGAAUGAAGAACUAAUGACAGGUGUGUCUCACACCAAAGCUGUCACCACUAUCCGCAAAGCUAAAGGCCUGGUACAUCUUGUAGUGUCCAGACCGCCAGACCAGAACCCAAACACUUACCUGGCCUACCUGCCCAUCAACUCGGACAAGUGCAAUGGAAACACAGAUCUGAGUGAAGACAGUGGAGCAAAGACUAAGAUGUUUACUCUCAAUGAUGAGCUGAAGUCUAGGGGCUUCCCUUCCAUACCACCAAUAGACUAUGAAGAUGAACCAUUAGAGCAGAAAAGACAAACGGAUCACAGCGCUGAGCUUUCAGAGGACACAGACUGCGAUGGCUCUUCUUUACCUGAAGACUCGCCUGAGAGUUCGCGGAAAGUGGAAUGGCAAGAGGAGAGUGUUGAUUACCCAAGAAUGAAAAACAGCUAUCUGCAAAUGAGUGCUGGACAGCCAGAGGAAGAUGAGAUCACGUGGGGAAGUGAGGAACUGCCCAUUGAAAACAUGAACAAAUCCCAAGAUGACGGGCCAAUCAUCACAGAGGAUGAGCUGACCUCUCUGCCCCUCGUCAAAGUUGUCCCUGAUGGCCAGUACACAGGAGCAAAGCUCAACACUGUGGUCCGCAUGAUGAGGGGUCUCCUGGAGCAGAAAGUCCCCCUGCAGGAGUUUGAAAACCUUCAGAAUCUCCAGCCCCUAGACGACUGUCUCAUAGGUCAGACGAAGGAAAACAAGAAGAAGAACCGCUACAAGAACAUUGUUCCCUUUGACACAACUCGAGUCGUGCUGGAAAAAGACGGCGGCUACAUCAAUGCCAACUUUAUCAAGAUGUCAGUGAAGGAAGAGAACUAUAUGUACAUCGCAUGUCAGGGUCCCCUACCCACCACCCUGGGUGACUUUUGGCAAAUGGUCUGGGAGCAGAAGUCCAAUGUGAUCGCCAUGAUGACCCAGGAAGUAGAGGGAGGGAAGGUGAAAUGUCAGCGGUACUGGCCAGACACUCCAAGGACAGCGGAGAUGGUGGACGAGAGGUUACAGAUCACGCUGAUCAAAGACCAAUACCUUGACAAUUUUGUCAUCCGACUCAUUGAGGUCAAAGAUGUCCAGACUAAUGAAAUACAGCGUGUAACUCAUUUGAACUACACGGGAUGGCCGGACCACGGCACGCCCUCAGAACCCGAGCAGCUGCUCACAUUUAUCUCCUACAUGAGGCACGUUCAUCGAUCGGGGCCAAUAAUCACACACUGCAGCGCAGGCAUCGGCCGGUCAGGAACCCUCAUCUGUAUAGACGUGGUUCUGGGUCUCAUCAGUAAAGAUGCUGAUUUUGAUAUUUCAGAUAUCGUAAGAAACAUGAGACUUCAGAGACAGGGAAUGGUGCAGACAGAGGACCAAUAUAUUUUCUGCUAUCAAGUGAUCCUCUACGUCCUGAGAUGCCUUCAAGCAGAAGAAAACAUCUCAGGAUAGGAGCCGUCACGUGGCGGCUGUUUGACUGUUUCACAAGAGCAAAACAAAAAUGGAGGAGAGUUCACAUUGGCAGAAAUUGCCAAAUUUACACUACAUGUUUUUAAUAUGCCUUAAAAUAUUCAGAUCCUUCAGAGUAAAUCCUUUUAAAGAAGUCUAUAUUUUUAUGUUUGCUUUUUGAGUUCUCUCUCUCUCUUUGGCUGCUACUCCCUUUUAAUGCAUUUAUGAGAACUGCUGAUUGUAUUUCUUGUCACCUACAAGAAAACACAAAUGUUUUCCCAGAUUCAUGGAUAUUCUAAAAUAAUUAUGAAAGUGAUCAUGAUCGAUGAUUUCAUAUUUUAUGUGGAACGAAAUUGUACUUUGUGUAUUUUGAAUCCUAUUUUAAUGCUGGAACAUGCCUUGACAGAAUACUAUGUCAGUAUUUGCUUUGUAAAUCUAUUAUACAGUAAUUGCUCACUGCUUGAGGUAAAUGAUGAAAUUAAAAGUGUACAUAUUCAUCUCCUGAAAAUUAAACUGGAUACAUUUUAAA
Molecule: messenger RNA, 8568 nt
Organism: Eleginops maclovinus (Patagonian blennie)
Lineage: Eukaryota; Metazoa; Chordata; Actinopteri; Perciformes; Eleginopidae
Gene: ptpn13
Product: protein tyrosine phosphatase non-receptor type 13
Exons: 49
Coding region: 351-8042 (2563 amino acids)
Biological process (GO): peptidyl-tyrosine dephosphorylation
Cellular component (GO): cytoskeleton; nucleus; cytoplasm
Molecular function (GO): protein tyrosine phosphatase activity; phosphatidylinositol 3-kinase regulatory subunit binding
Source: RefSeq, a predicted model, not a curated record